Hypanus sabinus (Atlantic stingray) is the source of this 7486-nucleotide messenger RNA. It is a transcript of the gene ano1a, whose product is annotated as anoctamin 1, calcium activated chloride channel a. The transcript has 28 exons. Gene Ontology annotation, molecular function: chloride channel activity; protein dimerization activity. Lineage: Eukaryota; Metazoa; Chordata; Chondrichthyes; Myliobatiformes; Dasyatidae. The record is from RefSeq and is a predicted model, not a curated record. Bases 16 to 3165 code for a protein of 1049 amino acids. Gene Ontology annotation, biological process: chloride transmembrane transport. Gene Ontology annotation, cellular component: plasma membrane.
GGAUGUCAUCCGGACAUGAGGACAUUGAGUUACGGGGAAAGGCUGAACAGUGCACGUUCACAGACCGGCAGACAGAGGAAGGUCGCCAUGGACAGGAAUGGCUAUGAUCUGCGGAGAGUCUGCGGCCACGGCAAUACGCCAAAGAAUACAAGCAAGGUUAACAGAGGCACUGCAGUUCUGCCUGAGUCAGCGGAGAAGCUACAAUCAUUUGAUACCACCAUGACGUUUCACAAUGAGACACACUGCUUUAAACCAAUAGACAAAAAAGAUGUUGACAUUAUCAAUAUAAAAGGGAUCGAAGAUAUAGGAUAUGCACAGCCAGAAUCCGUGAUUUUGAACACCUUUACCGCAGACCUGGGUGCUCAUCAGACUACUGGCUUGUACUUCCAAGAUGGAAAACGCCACGUGGAUUAUGUGUUGGUGUAUCAGUACAAGAAAUCAAGCCGCAAAGGGUUAAGUUCACGCCACCGGGGUUCAGUCGGUAGUCGGCAGCAGGAGCUGGACGUUGAUGGCAAUCUGCAGCCAGUGGAUUUCCCGGAGGAUGACCGGAGGCUGCGCCGGGAAGAGUUUGAACUAAAUCUCCUUGAGGCUGGACUGGAACUGGAGAGCGAUGAAGAGACUAAAGCUUAUGGCCUAGGAUUUGUGAAGGUACACACACCGUGGCAUGUGCUCUGUCGGGAGGCAGAAUUUCUCAAGAUUAAGAUGCCCACUAAAAAGGUGUAUGAAGUAAAGCAGAAAACCGGGAUCCUCAGCAAAAUCUCAAAUAUUUUGUAUAAAAUGACUUCACCUUUGCGAACAAAAGUGGAAGAACAGAACAAUGUUACGUACAAGCAUCUGUCCUAUCCCUUCUCCAGAGAGAAGAAGCACUUAUUUGAUCUUUCUGAUAAGGAUAACUUUUUCAGCAGUACAACAAGAAGCACAAUAGUUUAUGAAAUUUUAAAAAGAACAACCUGCACCAAAGCCAAAUACAGCAUGGGGAUCACCAGUCUUCUAGCCAGUGGAGUUUAUGUUGCAGCCUAUCCUUUACAUGAUGGCCAUUACAGAGGGGAGUCCAUAGAAGAAAAUGACAGGAAGCUUCUCUACGAACAAUGGGCCAGCUAUGGAAUAUUUUACAAAUACCAGCCACUGGAUCUCGUUAGGAAGUAUUUUGGUGAGAAGAUUGCAUUUUACUUUGCCUGGCUUGGAGUGUACACACAAAUGCUGAUUCCAGCUUCCACCAUCGGGGUCAUAGUGUUCCUGUACGGAUGUGCAACUGUUAACGAGAAUAUUCCCAGCAUGGAGAUGUGUGACCACCGUGCCAAUAUCACCAUGUGUCCACUGUGCGACAAGACCUGCAGCUACUGGAAGCUGAGCACCACUUGUGCGACGGCACGAGCCAGCCACUUGUUUGAUAACCCUGCCACGGUUUUUUACUCCAUUUUCAUGGCAUUAUGGGCUGCCAUGUUCUUGGAACACUGGAAAAGGUGCCAAAUGAGGCUGAAUUAUAGGUGGGAUCUUACUGGAUUUGAAGAGGAUGAGGAACGAUUAAAGGAUCAUCCACGUCCUGAGUAUGAGGCUAGAGUUCUGAGUAAAGUUUUGAAAAAAGAGCUUCAACAGAAAGAAGAGAAGGCAGCGGAAGGCGUGGAGGAACAGCCAAACAAAUGGAAAAACAGAGUUUUGAAUGCCAUGGCUGGGGUGAAAUUGACUGAAAAGGAGAAACUGACCUGGAGGGACCGCGGCCCAGCUUAUCUGACAAAUAUAAUCAGCAUCCUGUUCAUGAUCGGCUUGACAUUUGCAAUCGUCUUUGGAGUGAUCCUGUAUCGAAUCUCCACGGCAGCAGCUAUGGCUGUGAGCCCUGAUCCAUAUGCCAAAGCUAAUGUCCGAGUCAUUGUCACAGCUACUGCAGUCAUCAUAAAUCUGGUGGUCAUUCUCAUUUUGGAUGAAGUCUAUGGUGCCGUUGCUCGAUGGCUGACAAAAAUUGAGAUCCCAAAAACAGACAAAAGUUUUGAGGAAAGAUUAAUUUUUAAGGCUUUUCUGUUGAAGUUUGUGAAUGCCUACACGCCAAUCUUUUACGUUGCGUUCUUCAAAGGCAGGUUCACAGGUCGACCUGGAAAAUAUAUAAAUAUCUUUCGCAGCAUGCGCAUGGAAGAGUGUGCUCCAGGAGGCUGCCUAAUGGAGCUGUGCAUUCAACUGAGCAUCAUCAUGCUGGGAAAGCAGUUAAUACAGAACAACCUGUUUGAAAUAGGCAUUCCAAAACUGAAGAAGCUGAUUCGAUACAUAAAGGCAAAAAGAGAGGCCAAAUUGGAGGCAGAAAGCAACUGCAAGGUCCCUCGCCAAUAUGAAUCAGACUAUAACCUCGAGCCAUUUUCUGGACUGACUCCAGAGUACAUGGAAAUGAUUAUCCAGUUUGGAUUUGUUACGCUGUUUGUGGCAUCCUUCCCACUUGCCCCAUUGUUUGCACUGCUGAACAAUGUCAUUGAAAUCCGACUGGACGCUAAGAAGUUUAUCUCUGAACUCCGAAGACCCAAUGCGGCAAGAUCAAAGGACAUCGGUAUCUGGUACAACAUUCUCAGAGGCAUUGGGAAGUUGGCAGUCAUCAUUAAUGCGUUUGUUAUCUCAUUCACUUCUGACUUCAUUCCACGCUUAGUCUUCAUGUACUUGUACAGUCCAGACGGCACAUUGAAUGGGUUCACCAAUAACACUCUGUCUUACUUCAACGUGAGCCACUUUGAACCGGGUUCAGAGCCACUUGAGCCGAUGGCACUUGGAUACAAGGUUGAAAUCUGCAGGUACAAAGACUACAGGGAACCUCCAUGGUCUUCUCAACCAUAUGACCUGUCAAAGGAAUUCUGGUCAGUCUUAGCAGCAAGGUUGGCAUUUGUCAUCAUUUUUCAGAACCUAGUUAUGUUCAUGAGCGAUUUUGUCGACUGGAUGAUCCCAGACAUUCCAAAAGAAAUCAGCGAACGCAUAUCAAAAGAGAAGUCAUUAUUGGUGGAUCUCUUCCUGAAAGAGGAGCAGACGAAGCUGCAAAUAGUGGAGGCACUUUCAUCGCAAGAGAAAGAGAGGACAGAGGAGGACUUUGACGAAUGUCCCAUGGAAAAUCCAAUGGAUCUGUCUGGACACUGCACGGCUGAAGCAGAUGCUUCCCAAUCCAAUUUUAUAAAUACAGAAAAGGAAGUAAUUUAGGGAACUGUUUUUAAAGUAACAAGUUUCUUUAGUUUGGGGCAUUCCACAAUAUGGCAAGGUGUCACUCUAAUGGAGCAGCAAUAUCUUGACAGGCACACCUUCAAUGGACAGCUUAAGUUUGCUGUUGUUCAUGUUGCCAUUUUGAAAAUGUUGAUGCUAGAAUCACUUUCUUUACAGAUGAGGUGGACCAUGACUUAACUGUAAAAAUAUCUAUUUUUACACAGUAAAAAUGCAGGGAAUAUCACUGUUUUGUAUUCUACAGGAAUGUUCCAGAUAUUUUCCAUUUCUUAUAUAAUAAAAGCAAGUUUAGCCUGAAGCUUGCUGUGGGGUUGGGGGGAGGGGUAGGGGUUAUAGUGAAGUAUUCAAUAGUUUGAGCUUCUUUUGGCAAAUUAUUUUAAGUUCUGUGUUUUAAAUUUGAUAUAAUUAUUCAGCAUUUGACUUUCCUCUGUUGCUGUAUUAGCCUUCUAACAUGUAGUCCUUGCUCCUUCUAACUCUUACACCCUCCAUCUGAAGCAACCAUAGCUUGAGCAAACAACGCAAGUUCACUUCAGAUUGAGGUUUCCAAUCCGUAGGAACUCUCCACUAGCAAUUUGAAAGAGUGCCCAUUUUGGAUAAUGCGGCUGAGAGGGAAAUGGGGAAUACUGACAAGGAGCUUGAAAACUGUUUCUGUAGUCACAGUUAGAAUUAAUAAGCCCAAAGCAGCUUGGUACUUACCUAUCCUAUUACAGACAUACGUUUAUGUAAUUAAUGGAAAAUCCUGGAACACUUUCCAUAGCAGUACUGUCCUUUUGCCUUCAUCAGCACUGCUAAAAUGAGCACGUGAAUGAAACCACGGCCUAGCUCGUGACAGGACUUGCCAAUGCCUGGAUAUCUUGCAAUCUCAGUUUCUUCUCAUGACAAUGUCAUCUGCCUUAUGAUGGUUUUUCACAAAAGGGCUCUAGAGUCUUUGUAGUUAGCUUCAAAUCGUGCACCUUAAUUUUCACAAAUGCCAGCAGGAUCCUGAUUAAAGUAUAAACCAUUUACUAUCUUGAGUAGAUAGGUUAUUCGCAUCCAGUGAUUUGAUUGGCUGAAUAAAGGGGAUUAAUUCCUGGUGGAGUCCCAAAUUCUAAGAAUUGUUUCUUACGGAAAAGUAGUGGGGACACGUUUUAGGAUCCCAAUCCGAACUGAGACAGAAUUGUAUUCAGUAGACUUUCUGGAUGCUGCUUCUCUGAUUCAGGAGACUAAACUGUAUGAACAAACACCUAGAGUCAUAGUUCGAAAAAAUCCUUUUUUUCCCCUUUCUUCACAUUUCUUCAUUUUUGCCCUUCCCCCCGCCCUCCAACCUGCUGUAGAAAGGGAUCUCUCAACUAUUGAAUUAAGAUAGUGCCUUUGGCAAGCUAUUACAUUGGGGAUUAGGUGUGGUAGGGAGGGACAUAAUUUGAUUCAUUGUUUAGGCACUAGAUCAGAAGUGUAAUUUUAGGUUUCACAGAGCUCUAAUAUCAAAGUUAGAAAUAUGCACUAUUUAUGUAUCAUUUUUGAUUUUUAGGAAUUUAAGAGCACUUUAGUGUUUAAUGUUCUUGCAAUAAUAGAAAAUGUUGAAACACAAUAUUAUACAUUGUAUUUGGAGGGAAUUUCCCUAUGUAAAGGUUUUCAACCUGUAACAUGUACAUUGGCUAUAUGGAAUUUCCUUUUAAUGCAUUCUGUAUAAUUACCUCAAUAUCAUUGCUUGUCAGUUGAUUUUUACUUUUGCAACACUUUAUGCAUUUUUUUGGAUUGGAGCAUAUUUAUCUGAUAUUUCUCUUCCAUUGUUCUGCACUUCUCUACCCAGGACACUAUGCUGAGCUUUGAUGCCUGAUUCCAUCUGUGUGAUCUUUCUUUAUAAUGUAAAGUCUCUCAGUACGCUUACAAAUUCUGGUACGCAGUCACCUUGAGUUCCCCAUCUGCCAAUAUUUUUAUGUAAACUGCAAGAUUCUAAUAAUUCUGUCUGAAUUGACAGUCUUAAAAUUUAAAAAUAUUUUAAUUGGUUCAUACUUUUUCCAACAUUUUUCACACUAACUUGUAACAAACUUGAUCAUCAGUUUAAUGCAUUGAUUAACUUACCGUCAAUCAACCCUAAACCAUGGACAAAGCCUCACUGGAAACCACAUUCUCCCAUAACCUCAUAGGAUGCACAAUUAACACUCUCCCAGAUUAUAUAGGCUUGCACACAUAGAGAGAUUUAAAAUUGUCCAAUUAAAUUAUCAAAGGCAAACUAAAAUACACCACAAAAAUCAAAAGAUAUGCACAUUAGAUUGACUAUUUAAAACAAAAUGCUUCAAUAAUAAUAUUGCCAGUGUGUUUUGUUGAAAGUUAAAAUACAAUUGCUCUUUUAAAUGCUAAACAACAGAGAACAAUUGAAUGAAGGGCUUCACUCAGGUGAUCUUUGGAAAAUUAUUUUUUUGAAUGGUGGACUGUAGGAGGAUUUUACACCAACAUAAAGAAAAACAAAUGACUUGAAGUAGUUUCUUUUCACAUUUUUCAAUUUCUCUCUGAUUUUACGAACACAUAGUAAUGACUUUUCCAGGCUUCUCCGCAUUGUCUGCCUUUGUUGGAUUAAGGAUAUUCAAGUUUAAAACUGAAGGGAGUGUUGUUCGGAGUUUGCGUGGAUGCCAGGUAGAACAGGUAGCCCAGUUUCCAUCAUUGCCCUCGUAUGGUCUUUACUUUCAUGUUAACCCCACUGUUGUCCUUUUUUGCGACUUUCAACCUAACCUCCACUGAACAAAUUUGUAAAAACAUCUUCAACAAAAAGAUUUUUCCCCAAUUUACUGUUUCUCUCUUUGCACCUGUUCAAUUCUCCAAAUGAUUUUCCUUUAGAUCAAAUGCUUCUUUAAAGUUCUUUCUUGUGCCCCUUACUCCCAACCUUCCAAUGAAGGAAUUAAUACUGCAGGAGGUAAUUCAUCCAAAAUAAGAAUAUGAAGGAAUUGUUUUAAAAAAAAACUAUUCAAUAAUUCCUUUAUGUUCUUACUAUGGAGCAAUUACCAGUAAAGUAAGAACAUGAGGGAAUUCAUGUCUAUGGGACAGAUUUGCUGUAAGAGUGAAAUAGGUGAUUUAUAAAGUUAUGAUGCAUAAUUUGUUUCUGAGGUCAAAGCCUAAAGAAAGCAUCAAUUAAUAUGUUCAAAAUGCUUAGAGGACAGAGGGGAGCAAAAUUGAACUAACUAAGCAGAUUUUUUAAAUUGAGGAAAAAGUCUAAAUUUCCCUAAACGUGAAAUUCAACAAGUCAAAUGGUGAAACCUAUUUGAGAAUGUACUGGGUCAAGGGCAUUUCGUAUGCACGUAUUCUGCACAGUUUGAAAGUUUGCUUGUAUGUAAUCAGUUCAAAUUUACUCUUAAAUGAAUUUAGAUGUUUUUUGAACAAGGUUCCCAGGGAUCUUAUUUAUAUAAUAAAAAGGGAGAGGGAACUUUCGGUUCAACUAAGUGCUGGAAGAGGAUUGUAAUGUGAAAGAUGCACAUACAAUCAGCAGUUGCUAUAUUACUAUUCACAUGCAGGGGCUAUAGAUCCUGGUUUCCAUUCUAGUUGAACACCCUGGUUUUCAAAACUGCUGUAGCUCUGAAGAUGUAGAUUUCUGCAUCACCUUCUGAAAGUGGUAAUUGCUUUGGAGUAAAUGUUUUAUUUUAACAUAUUUUUGCUUGUUAGAAAUUAUGAUUGGGACACUUUUUCACAGAUUCUCUUCCUUAACAAAAAUGUGUAUUUAGAUCACUUCCUUACACUCCACGAUACACAAGGGAGCGAAAAUAAAUAUGCUUUUGAAACAGAAAUCUAGCCUACUCUAUAUGCAAACAUUUCCAAUCACAUUUAUGUGUGUCAUGUGUAUUUUUAUGCAAAAGUAUAUUCAAAAUUGUGGAAAAAUGGUGGGAACCUGAAAAUAAUUUUAAAGACCCAGAAGUCUUAUCCAGAUAUACAAUAUAUGUAAAAUGAUUUAUGGUCCUUGAAUAUUAAAGGCUAUAAUUUGUAUCUCAACCAUAAAACCAUUUGACUAUGUUGGAAUGAAAUAUUGUUUAAAAAAACAUAUAUACAUACAUUAAUCCUACUUAAACGUACACUGGACAUUUUUUUUGCCAUGUUCAACUUGUUACCAGUGUCUCAAUUUUGUUCUUUACAUAAUCAGUGUACUAAUUUAGCCAAGUUUGUUGUAAGGAAUUCUGCUUAUAAGCAAUUACUUUUCUCGGUCUAUUGUGUGUCACAAAAUACACUGUAGUAGAACGCUAAUGAUUUUGACAAGUUUAUCUCUGUAUACUAUGGGAAAAUAAUAUGAAUAAUGAAAAAGCUGAGAAAAAAAUUAAAAGUUUUAGGGUUUUUAAUCUGA